Molecule: messenger RNA, 1282 nt
Organism: Mercenaria mercenaria
Lineage: Eukaryota; Metazoa; Mollusca; Bivalvia; Venerida; Veneridae
Product: putative surface cell antigen sca1
Exons: 11
Coding region: 68-1237 (389 amino acids)
Source: RefSeq, a predicted model, not a curated record
UGACGCAAAUAACGUUGGUACGUCAGAGUAUUGGCGUCUUGUUGCUAACGAAGACCAACAUGACGAGAUGGAGGACAGAGACAGAAACGGUUGGGGUUCUUUUUUAAAAAUGUUCAGGAGAAAAAAGAAGACGAAAGCUCACCUGCUUCAUUCUUUGAAACAGUUGUCAUUGACAACAGAAGAACAGAUUUCUGUAAUCCAAGCGCUCACGGAACAAAACAAACAAUAUCAAGAUGUGAGGCAGAUGCAAGAAACAAUACUAAACAUGACACCAGAGCUUCAGAAAUUAAAAGACCAGAAUGCAGUUCUUCAAGAAAAACUAGAAACUACUAUGAGGCAGUUAAUGAAAACCGAACAGAACUUAGAAUUAAGAGAAGAAAAAGAAGAUUGGUUAGUGGAAAUUAACGAUAAACUCUCACGUGACCUGAGAAAAUUAGAGAGAAACGUUGGGGAGUUGCAAACACAUGCUGCUGUAUAUCAAGAAAGAUUAAGACAUAUCGACGAACAGAAUAAAACUCUCCGGGCAUCAUCCGAAAAGUUUAAGGACGAGCUGGAAGCGACAAAAUCAAAAUACGACGAGGUGAACUUAAAAUCAAAGUUGCUGGAACAGGAGUUCGCAUAUAACACAGAAAUCAUUGAAUUCGGGAACAAAGCUCGUGCAGAAUUAGAGCACCAACUUGAAGAUUUACGUGAAACUCUGAGCGAAGAAAGAACCAGGGCAUGUAAAGUGGAGCUCAGCUUAGACGCUGAAAAUGAAUGUCUCAAGUUUGAAGUUAUUUCAUUGUCAAAAAAAUUGCACAAAAUGACAGAUCAGGUGAACAACUUGCAAAAAGACAAACUACUUAUCAUGUCAUAUUAUACGAAACAGCUAUCUGAAAAUAGUCCAGCAUCAAAACCAUGGGUUGCUUGCCCUGCAAAUCAAGGGCCAAAACAUGCGUUAACUGUAGAUACAACAGAUGGCCGUCUCAUUUUAAACAAUGGGCAAGUGGCAGACGAAAUUCAUCCAGAUGCGUUAGAAAAUAUAACUCAGAAAAACAAGUUGAUGAACUUGGAAAACAAACUCUUCCGGAAGGAGCAGUUGAUUGACGAACUGCUCACUGUAAUCAAAGAACAUGAUCCAGAAUUCAAUAUUCAAGACCAUCCUAGCCUGAAAAUUUACCUUGAUACAGAAUUACCUCAUAGCGAACACCGGUCUGAACAACCUUUGACUGCAGUUACCAGCACACAGAUUAACUAAACAUCUGCCAUUUGUUAAUUAUCAAAUAAAACAGAGAUAUAUAAA